UCCGCCUCAGUAGCCCGGAUGGGGAGGGCCGCGGCUCUUUGUCUCUCGUUCCAACGCCCCAUAACGCCUCCUGCUUGGUCAGGUCGGUGGAAUCUCGCCCUUUCAUUGGCUGCGGUGGGGAGUGAGGGCGUCUCUGAUUGGCUAUUAGGAGUCGAACCACAACUGGCUACGAGCGGCCGGCCGCCCCUCAUUCCCCAUUGGCCGCUAGCGAGCGGACCGGAUUGGGACCCGGAAAAGCCCAUUGGUCUCUAGGGCCCGGAGGGGGCGUGGCCUAGGGACGGCGGCCGCGCUGGGCCUAGCUAGUUUGCCGUUCGGUAAAGGUGCCGGGAGCCGGGAGCCGGGAUGGGGAGCGAACAGCUCAGCGCGGCUGGGGCCGGCGCGGCGCCCGAGGGCGGCCCCUUCUUCACCCUGGCGGAGGUGGCGAAGCGCAACUCGGACCGCGAGGCCUGGCUGGUGAUCCACGGGCGCGUGUACGACGUCGGCCGCUUCCUGGGCGAGCAUCCAGGUGGAGAGGAGGUUUUGCUGGAACAGGCUGGUAGGGAUGCCACAGAGAGCUUUGAAGAUGUUGGACACUCCACAGAUGCCAGGGAAAUGCUCAAACAGUACUUCAUAGGAGAGGUUCACCCGUGUGAUCGUAAAAUUGAAGGCUCUAAGGAUCCAAACACGACAUCCUCAAGCCAGUCAAGUUUCUGGUCAACAUGGCUAAUCCCCAUCUUCGGCGCACUGGUCAUAGGCUUAAUGUACCGAUAUUACAUGUUGGAUGGGAAAUCCUCUUGAUCUGGCCUCGCUGGAACCUUGAGAAGCAUGAGAGCACACGCAUGCAAGCAAGAGCUCUGGGGUUUUGGUUUUCUUAAACCUUGUGUAUUUUGUUCUUAGCUUUGAGUCUGUCUAGCAACGGUGGUGACCGCAGAGCCAAGCUAGCGUUAGAGAGUCUGUCCUGACUCUGGGAUCCACUGCCGUGUCUCACAUUCUCCUCAGAGUCUUUGUAUGUGUGUUGGGGUAGGGGGUGAGGUGCAGUGUCCUAAUAUUCCAUUAUAUGUCUAGUCUGUUUCCCUGUCAUAAUUAAUCAUGGGUAAUUUAUAACACCUUUUUGUUAAUCCCAAAAAUGUGGAACAGCUGCUAGCGUGUGAGCCUGUGAAAUGCCUCUGUCUUUCAUGUGAGCAUUGUCAAAGAAACUGCAAGCUUUCUAUGAUCCCUUCCAGCAAGCGUUCUGAGACUGAGCAGAACAGCUUUGCCAGUGCAGCCAGGCAGCAGUAACAGGAGCAGCAGGAAAUUGCUAGCUCUUGUUGUCUCUUCAUGUGUCUGUUUUUAAAUGGUUAAGCAAAUAUAUAUUUUAAAAAUGAUCCAUUUCACUUUGUAAUAUUUGUCUGUCCUGUAAAAUAAGAGCUCACAGCUGUUGUACUUGGGACCCUACCUCCAUAGUAACUGAUAGCUUCUUGGAACAGGUCUCUUCUCUCUCUCCAUGAGCUCUGUACUUGGGGUAAAACAUAUUCCUAUUUAAAACAUGAGGGUGGGCUGGACACCUCCCUCACACAGCCUGGGUUCCUGGGGAGGGCUAGCAGGAAGAGUAGCAGUUAGAACUCCUUGCUUGGGAUUGGUGUAUGAUGUUCUUGUUUUCUGUUAGGACUGGAGUGUGGGUGUUCCUGUUUUCCUGAGACUGUUCCAGAUGCUACCCUUUUGCUGCCAGCCCCAAACAGGGAAGAGAGGAAGCACAAACCAUGCUUUAUGCAUCAUAAAGCAUGAUCUUUCCUAUCUCUUCCAGUAGUGUAGUCCUGUGACUCUACAAUCUGUGGUAACUGCAGUGUGGAAUACAACACAACACAACACCAGAUAGAAAAGAGGAAUUCUGGUUCUUACUAUCCCUCUGUGAUUCUAUUGCUCUGAGACUCUUUCCCAAUUGGGGGCAUCUUAGCAAUGAGGAGAGCACCGUAGCAGAGCUUGUCAUUGGAUAGUAGAUAAGGAAUGCCCUCCUUUCUUUAUUGCUUCUCUUUUUACUACAUCCCUCUGUCCUGUAUAUGAGAACACUAUCUGGAAGGGGGGGAUGUUGUUUUAGCUGCUUGUUAUUCCCCACUCCAGGCAGCCAGUGUGCUCCCCAAAUUUACUGUUUAGUUGUCUUUGAACUCUGGGAAUUGCAAGCUAGGUUUUUUCAAUGUAAAAGGCCAUGAAGUCUCCCUUAAUGGGAAAGAAUGACUAUUGAAAUGAAAUGAAAUGGACUUAACUCCCCUCCAACAUGCGGGAUCCUGUCACUCCCACCACCAUGUCACUCGCGUGGCUUAGCACUAAUUAGCAGGCUUUUGGAGCUGCUGCCUUGGAGUCCUCUUCCAUAUCGGGAUUCCUUAGAACAGAAUUAUUAAAAGGCCCUUCUCUUUGGUGCAGGACUCCCUUCCCCUGCUCUGGAUUAUGUUCUGUCUUCUAUUGUGAACUGCGGGAGGUAGAAAGCUGCUAUCUGUAGUGUGGGGAACCUUGGGGUUACUGUGUGGUGCUGAGAAUUCCUAAAACAGUUUUUAGCCAUUCCAUCCAUUACAAGCUGUCCUUGGUCUGCUGCUACAAGGGAAGGGACUGAACCCAAGGUUAACUUUUUAACAGUUUAUCAGCCUGAUUACUGUGUGUAUGUGUCUUGGGUCCAGUUGUAAGAGGGGCAUAAAUGUGAGCCAAGCAAAAUCCUUUGGGAAAGAUCUUGCAAAUAUCUGAUUUUUAAAAUAUUUAAAAAGGAUAUAUGGGAUGACCUAGCUAAUUAUAGACCUGUAAGCCUGACAUCAAUCCUAGGCAAAAAAAAUGGAACGUCUGAUACAGGACUUAAUUUAAUAAAGAAUUUAACUCGUUGUGAAUUAAGCAUAUGUACAAUCUAUUUCAUCCUUAUGAGAGAACUAAAUAUCCAUCAUAUAGAAAUCACCCCCCCCAGCACUAAAUUUAUUGUCUUAGGCAGUGAGAGCCAUAUUUUGAUAUCUGUGGAAACUGUCACAUUUCAGCUAGCAGUGUCCACUGUGGGCUCUUGCUUGUCUGUUUCCACUGAUGAUAGACUGUGGUGCAGUCCACAGUUUGAAAUCAGUCAGCAAAUAUCUGGGGUGCAGUUAGCUGUGGAAGCAUAGUGCUCUGUAAGAGAGCUGUGAAUCUAGCCUCGAGUUCUUCCAAACAAAGGGGAUACUUUUGUGAGUGACUUGUUUACUUCUGAAGUAGGGGCUUGUUUUCAAGUCUGUAUUGCUACUUUACUGGGUUUAGUUUUCACAAGGAGGAAGGCCUAAUAGGCAUCUAAUAUCUGUCUCUGGGUUUCCUCUAGCAGGAUCAUAUUGUAUAUGUAUUUGAAAGGAGAGCUAUAACAGUUGUUUAGUCUGAGUGCAGUGAAUGUGUUUGACAGACACUUGCACUGAUUCCUGGAACAGUGUUUUGCCACUGAUACUGUAAAAUGGCAGCACGUAGUUGCAUCUGAUUCCUGGGUAAGGAUGGCAUGUUCAAUCACCUCCUGCUGCUGGAGAGCUGGCCACGAACACAAUUGGAAGUUUGCUGACUGUGCUGUAGGACCAAAAAUUCAUCAGAUGAGCAGCCAUGAUAGGCUGGUUGUACUGUCUAAGACUGAAAUAGGAUGAUGCUACUUGUCCAGAUGGAAGCACACCUGUGGAAUUGAGCUAGGCGCAUACCUAACUGGUACCAGCAUUGACGUGACUGACCAUGCAAUCAGUCCAUAAGUUUCCCAAAACUUGUACACAUCCUUUAAUUUUUUUUUU
This is a messenger RNA of Dermochelys coriacea (leatherback sea turtle), 3722 nucleotides long. RefSeq names its product cytochrome b5 type B. Gene Ontology annotation, cellular component: mitochondrial outer membrane; intracellular membrane-bounded organelle. The record is from RefSeq and is a predicted model, not a curated record. The coding region runs from base 343 to 777 and encodes 144 amino acids. Gene Ontology annotation, molecular function: heme binding. Lineage: Eukaryota; Metazoa; Chordata; Testudines; Dermochelyidae. The transcript has 5 exons.